Erythranthe guttata (spotted monkey flower) is the source of this 1316-nucleotide messenger RNA. Lineage: Eukaryota; Viridiplantae; Streptophyta; Magnoliopsida; Lamiales; Phrymaceae. The record is from RefSeq and is a predicted model, not a curated record.
AUUAAUUAAUUAAUUAUAUUUCCAAAAUUAAAUUUUCGAAUAAUGGCUUCUUCUUCUUCGAUAAAAAAAUACAUUUUCUCGGCGAUAUUUCUAUUCAGCAUCUUCGUCGUACUUCCACUAAGCGAAGCACAGCUGUCUGCAACAUUCUACGACCGAACAUGCCCUACUGCGGUCACCAUUAUCCGAAACUCAAUUCGACAAGCAGUGUCACGUGAGAGGCGCAUGGCGGCCUCGCUCAUUCGGCUCCACUUCCACGACUGCUUCGUUCAGGGCUGCGAUGCUUCGAUCCUAUUGGACGAGACCCCCACCAUUCAGUCCGAGAAAACCGCUAUCCCUAAUGUGAACUCCGCCAGAGGGUACGAAGUGAUCGAAGCGGCCAAACUUCUCGUCGAGCGUGCAUGCCCCGGCGUCGUUUCUUGCGCCGACGUACUAACCCUAGCUGCACGAGAAGCCUCUGUUGCUGUUAGCGGUCCAUCGUGGACGGUGAGGCUAGGAAGAAGAGACUCGACAACAGCGAACCGCGCGCAGGCAAACUCCGAUCUACCGAGUCCGUUUGCCGGUCUGAACGGUCUCAUCUCGUCUUUCGCGAAUAAGGGACUCAACACAAGGGAAAUGGUUGCCCUAUCAGGAUCACACACACUAGGUCAAGCUCAAUGCUUCUUGUUCCGAGCGAGAGUAUACAGCAACGGCACCGACAUCGAUCCCAAUUUUGCCAGCGAGAGAAGACGCGGGUGCCCUCAAACGGGGGGUAACGCGAAUCUGGCCCCCCUCGAUUUGGUGACACCUAACUCGUUCGACAAUAAUUAUUUCAGAAAUAUUGUGCUGCGAAGGGGUCUUCUCCAAUCGGAUCAAAUACUUCUUACCGGUGCCACAACUAGCAUCGUCACGGAGUACAGCACAAACCCUAGAACUUUUUCGACUGAUUUCGCCAACGCAAUGAUUAAAAUGUCCGAGAUUUCGCCCCUCCUCGGAAGCGCUGGAAUCAUUAGAAGGGUUUGCAGCGCAAUCAACUAGAGAGUUCUAUCGAUUAUAUUAAUUAAUCGGUCGUAUUAAUAAAGCACAAAGUGCGCUGUUAAUGUUCGUUAAAUGUUUGUUUAAUUAUCGACGUCAUCAUCCUCGACCUCGAGUAUCGUACAUGUUGUGUGUGUGCGCGCGUGCGUGUUAUGUUAUUUUGUUUGGAAUAAUUAAUGUUAGUGCAAGUUGUUUGUAUUUAUUAUUGUUCAAUUAUUGUUGGAUCAUAAAUUAAGAAAUAAAACUAGAAGUGAAUUUGGGUUUGUUCCUCCAGUUGUUUAAUAUUGAAUAUAAACAUUUUAUUA